CAUUGGAGCUUAGAACAUACUUACAUGACAGAUCCUUGAUGCAAUAUGCUGAUAAAAUGGAAGCCUCUAAGAUGACACUAUCCGAGCUUCUAAGCACCACAACCAUUUCGCUCUCCUCGCAAUUCGGCAUGAAGAGAGGCCACGUUUCUCGCUUCAUCAACAGAGAAAACAGUUGCGGAAUACCGAUGGUGAGUUCAUAUUUUCGUCCUGCAAGCGAAAAAAACACGAAUGAUCAGACCUGCGAUGGGAGCGAAAAUGAUUCAAAUAAAGGGAGCUUACACAGGCUCCAGUCUCAUCUGAAGUUGAAUCCUAACUAUGAUCCAUCCACAGCUAAAGCUGUUUUGGAUUUGAAGCUCAAUGAAGGUCAUGUAUUUAAGGGCAUUGUGGCUUCUAAACCCGUCGAACCGCGACUAUUCGGUUGUAUGCAGCCACCACAUAUUGUGGAAGAUGUUGCUUCACAUUCUACAUUAGGAAAUAUUGCAGUGCAGAAGCUCACUCCAGAGUAUAAAGUUGGGGUUCAACGACUGCUGGAAACCAAAGCUCCACCUAUGAAAGCUUCAGAUUUAUGGAGCGAAAAGGCGACGAUUCUGUUGUGCAUUCGGCGCCCCGGAGCUGAAGCACAUCAGUUGUACUCAAGGAAAGCAAUAUUUGAUGCAUUGGGGUUUAAACUUGUUGCUGUUCUACACGAAAAGAUAGAGUCCGAGGUGAUUUCUGCUACACUAAUCUAUGGUUUUUAA
Molecule: messenger RNA, 737 nt
Organism: Phalaenopsis equestris
Lineage: Eukaryota; Viridiplantae; Streptophyta; Magnoliopsida; Asparagales; Orchidaceae
Exons: 2
Coding region: 39-737 (232 amino acids)
Molecular function (GO): antioxidant activity
Source: RefSeq, a predicted model, not a curated record